AUGACUAAUCGCGGAAAGUUUAAAUUUGAGUCCGCCUCUAAGAGGUCGCGCUCACUGGUAGCGACUGAUUUCAGCGAUAUAAGGACCGUCGUCCGCAAUGACGGCCCUCUCGAAAAGCGUCGUUUCUUUCUUCAUCAUCUGCGCAACACAUUACGGUCUAAGGAUCUGCUAACACACAAGCAGACGUUAAAGGACAUAUUGAACAAGUCCGGAGUGUGGUCGGAUGGCCCACCUUCUUCAACUUUACCUUUCCCUGAAUGGAGCGCUUACGUGGUUGAAAGCUUGCUGCGUUGUGCGCAGUCCGCCAACAGCAUCGAGCUGACUACCUUAUGCAGACUACUGGCGAUAUUCUUCAAGGAUUAUGGAGAUCAGGAUUGUCUUAAAGUUCCGUUCGUUGGUCUUCUGGAGGUUCUGGAGGCCAACAAGGAUAGCAAUGCGGAGGCGAUAUUUUCCUUUAUCUCGACACAUUUCAGGUCCAACAGUCGUUGCGUGAGCCAGGAUCUCGGCGAUCUGCUGACUGAUUUCCAGCCGUGGUUAGGGCAUAGUUACCAACUGAUUCGGCGCCUGUCUAUGGAAUCACUGAGUUUGCUCCUUAGAAGAGUGCCAGAUACCAAAUUGCGGGAUGUGCUCUGCCGUCUACUGUGCAUGUAUGUUUCAUGCUUACAAGUUCCAUCGUGUUUUAGGGAUGGUUCCGAGCACCUUUUCUUCGGUAUAAUAAAAAAUGUGAAUGGGACGUUUACGACUAAACUCCAUCCACUGCUGAAGUUUGUGAUUUCAAGCCUUAUAUCGGAUACCUUCGAACCUCUAUGCGAUGGUGAUGUUGUGGAUGCACGCCGCAGCAUUUCGUCCUCCAUGAGACGGGCUAUACUAUUGAUGUCUCGCCACUGCAGGGGCGCCAAGCUGAGUUUCGAUUGGCUGGACAAUUUGUAUGACGAAAUAGUUUGUAAGUACAAUGAUGCUGCGUUGUCCCCAUCCGCAGCCUCUGCUUACAGCAUUGGCGCCGAGCUGUGCGUCGAGCUGCUGACGGUAUUCCGUGACGAUCGCCGCAUAAAGAUAAAGGAUAUAGCUCUAGUGCGUUCGGGUGCGUGCUUUGAUUCGUUUUUGUCGGAUUACGUGGUCCCCCUGUUGUCCUUCGCGAAGGAAAUGGGAACGCCGGGUGCUGUUUUGUUCGAAGAACUAUCUCAACUUCUAGCGCGGGUUGUGCGAACUCCCGGCGAAUCCGCUAAUGUGUUGCAUGAUAGGUUCGGGGAGAUUAUCGACUACGUUUUUUAUUUCAUGAGCAAGGGCGGCAACAUCAACCCGCUCAUGGUCUUGUUUGAAUGGCGUUUGAAGUGUGACAACCUGGAGCAGAUAGCCCACUUUUUACUCUUGAUAUCGCAACUAUUUGAUUGUCGUGAAGUGUUUCACCCGAUACUUGUGAAUCCUGCUGUUAUUGCUAGGAUUUGGGAAUGUAUCGAGGCUAGCAUGGAAAACAUAGCACGACUGAGGCAAGAACGUGCUGCCAAUACCGACCCGGUUUUGGUUUCUGACUGGGCAGCGCGCUUAGAAAUGGCAAUGUCCGUGAUUUUUGGUUGUGUGAAGGGACUUCGUAGCAUCCUUGCCCUGAGAUGUAGAAUGACGUCGCUGCCCCUUGAAGUUAAUUGCAAUCUUCUUGAGUCAAUUCUUCGUGAAUGCACGGUUUCGCUCAAAGCUGGAGAAAGCCCAGAUCUGGUAUCCGACGUAUUCCUACAAUGCUGUCUUCUGUUAGAAGAGCCAAAGUGCACCGUUUGGGUCGAGUUGUUGGUUGGAGUCGCCAACGAAAACCCAGUCUUGCUCUCUAAUCCACGCAUCCUCGACGAAUUUUGCAAUCGUUUCACGGCGUCAAUGGAAGCAACGGUCGUCGGUGUUCUGGCGUUGUUUCCCAAUGAAAGAGUAGAUUUUCGUCAGUCUGCGUUGAGGUUGUUCGCGCUAUAUAUGAGUUCCAAGAACGCAAACACAGUUGCUUUGGAUACCUUAUUGGAGAUGGAGCGUCUGGAAUCGUCCAUGGAGAACGAAAGACGGAAGUCAUUGCUAAUGGCAAAGAGUGUCGAUGAGUUGGAGUUACGUGACGAAUGGAGCUCGGAGAACGAGAUGUUAGUGGAGAUGGUUUUUAAGGUUUUAUUGAGCCAGUACUACGUAAAAUUCGCUCCGAACUGGGAGGCGUCAUCCGAGAGUCACGAUAAGUUGCUGGUGAGGCUAAAAUCUGCCUUUUCGGCUAAGAGGAGGUCGACUCUUGAUGGACUGCUAAAGAAACUGUGGACCACGUGUUUCGAAGUCGUAAAUGCGUGCGAAUGUGAAGCUACCGAGGCAAAAACUACGUUGCCUGAGUUUGUGGUCCCCUUUGUGGUGAAGGGGCCUUUCGAGUCAACUGACCCCGUAACCAGGCAGCGUGAAGUUUUGAGUGUUAUGACGAGCAUUAUAUCGCAUACGAGUAAUAAAGAGUCAUACAUCCGGAGCUUGUGUUCUUAUACAGUUUCCCAUAUGCUUGACGACUCCAAGGAAAUCUAUCGCAAGAAUUCGCUGGCAACGGUUUCCUCGUUGUUGCAGAAAUACAAGGUGAAAGAUGGCGCCGCUGAGUUAGUCGGUCUCUGCCUAAGGGACGGCAUUCGUUCGUCAGAUAACGCCGUCAGGGAGUACUGCUUAUCGAUAGUCGCCACUAGCUACCCUGGUCUAAACACAAAGCGGCUACAGGAGGUAUCGUGCGGUAAUGUGGGUAAAUCCCUUGACUUUGAGCACUCCUCACCUGCAUCGUACGUUGCCGAUUCCAAUAUGCAAACUCUUGCUGUCGGCAUUGAAAUACGGCUCAUUUGUCCUCGCAUUCCUCAGACUUCAAAGCAGAUGCACGGCAACUAUACCUUUGAUUAUCUGUCACGUUUCGAUGCGCGGUAUUUGAAUUUGUUGAUUGCCGAAUUGCUACCAGGGCCAUUGAAGAGUUUGUUCUUGACGGAAUCUGACAUGGCUGAGCCUUUCUACGCUUGGAUGGUCGACUUGAUGUGUUUUAAUGCCGAGCUGCGUAACCAGUUGCCGCUACAGAAGGCCAUAAGGACACUUUCAGUACUUUUCAUGCGUCUAAAGAAGAAUUUAACCGCACAAAGUGUAAACGUGUUUGAAUGCUGCGCCCGGAUUCUUGCAUCCUGCGCCGGGGUGAGACCGGCAGAUGGGAUCCCAGAACCCUUGGACAUUGUUGGUUCGAAAGUCGACGCAUUGAUAGGGAUAACAAUUGAGCUGAUGAUAGAUCUUAUCGAUACGUUUGACGAAUUAAUUCCCAGAUUUGUGUCUAUUUUAUCCCAACAUAGAGGCUUUAUAGAUGUGCUUUUGGGUAGACACAAAGAGGUCCUCUCCCUUGUUGUAUGCUUGACGAAUCACGUUGAACAUCUGGCAUUGAUAUGUUCAUCGCUCAUCGGGCCCGUUCUAUUCCGUAUAUUCAGACUUCCUCCCACAUCACAGCUCUUGGAACUGAUGGAUAAUUUAUACUGCAAAUACGCGCCGUCAUUGGUUAGCAGUUCGUCCCCUGGUGAUACAGUGCUGGAUUUGCUGAUUGCCGAGGCUGGAGCCGUGUUGGUAUGUAUUAAAGACUACAAACCCAUGGGCACUCACAUCAUGAAAGCGAUACUGCUGCUUCCCGUGAAUGACGAUCAGCGCCGCGCAUGCUUGUCGAUUUUGUUGUCCAACUUGCCAAAUGUGAGGAAGUACACUGCACAUAAAACCGCAAAGGAGGCUUCAAUGAACGAUCAAAUUCAGGAUUUACGCCGUUUGCUGGAUUGUUUGAAGUUGUGCGUUUCUCUGUUAAGCGGCGAUGAUGAGCCCACCAUUAACGCAAUAUGGGAUUUUGCGAACGACUGCCUAUUUCACAUAAACGAUUUGUAUUGCAGGCGUUUAUGCUGCGAGGUUUUGUCAUCCUUACCAGUGGAGGAUAUAAGUCUGGAGUCUGUUUGUGCUCAUUUGCAUAGCAUGAACUACUCAAACAACAACAGCAUAGAUGCGAAGAUCGAUUUCGACUCCAACUGCGACCAUUUAACUUCACUAGCGAUGGAGUUCGAAGAACAAACGCCCUCUCCCAAGGUGGUGCUAAGCGCGUUGUCACACGCUCUAUUCGUGCUGCUUAUUGGACACAAGGAGCCGGGUUUGCGUCGUUCUGUGUUGACAUUCACGUCGUGCGUGAUUGGCAUUAUACAUAGAUCGAUGCGUAAUGGUAAUGCAGCAGAUCCAGUCGAUGAGCUGCCAAAUCAGGCAAACUGUGAUUAUAUCGACACAAGCAGCUUGCCAUACAGCGCCCUCCUGUUGAAAGCCAUAUUCCCUUUUGUAAGACGGUGUCUAGGGGGUGCGCAUUUAAGAGAAUCAUUGUUUUACGUGUCUAUUGAAGUUUUGGAGCAGUUCGGUGGGCGAUUCUGCGAAGAUGUAGGCGCAAGAGGUUUGCUUACAGAUUCUCUUCACAGUGAUUUGUGCAAUGUUGAGGUCGUCGAAUGUCUGAGCAAAUUACGAAACGUGCACAAGUACACGCGUAAUGAGGGGCUGAAACAACUUUCUGAUCUGCUUUCGCGUGAUGUGGUUUUCUCGCCGGAUACUACUUACCGAUUCCUGGUUCCAAUGUGCAUUCAGUUCUUAACGCAAAGCCAAUCACCAGGAUAUGGUUUGUUCUGCGAGAAUGCUCGUAAAUGUUUGAUUUCGUGCGGAGGAAAGCUGUCGGGGAGUACGUUGUUAAAAUUCUUACGACAGCUCAUUGAGGUGUACGAUCGCCAUCAGGUAACGCCCACUCUCCAUGUUUUUUCUGGUGUUCUGCAAGCUUUACCAGUAACCGGUGAUGGCAGCGAAUCCGGGUUUUUGUGUGGCCAAGACUCUGACAACGACGACUCACAAUGGAUGGUUCACAAGUUCCGUGGCAUGUUGGCACGCUCGCAGCCAGACGGCGAUGAUAUACCCUGCGUGGAGGCGUAUGAGGCGUUAGGUUCGUUGCUGUGCCACCACAGCAAACGUGACCGUGACAGGGAGGUAAUUAAGUAUUGCCGAAUAAUUUGCAAGUCCUUAUGUUCUAGGGGUCGUGAUCCGAGGCGUUACGGCCGUCAGGCUCUUAAGAAGUUCCUGCACUGCAUGGGAUUUUGUUAUUUUCCCACCGUGUUGAAGGAGUUAUCGUCAAAUCUUACCCGUGGAUUUCAACUGUACGUUUUGAUUUUCACGACCCACUCCCUCCUGUCGUCCUUUGCUAUUUCUGACUCGUCGCUGAAGAUUAGAAGCGGUGAUGAUUUGGAUUUAAUAUUUCGUAUGAUUACAACUGAGAUGCUCGUUAAGCAUGAGAAACAAGACACUGCGUCUAAAAUUGAUGAGGAACGGCAAUCUAAGUCGUCAAGUCUUCUUGAGUUGCUGAGUGAGUUCGGCGACAUCGGUGUUUGCCUUGACAUAUGUCGUUACCUCUGGUCUCUUCUGAAAGGUUCCUGUAACAUGCCUCCCGAUUCUAGCUUCGAAUACUCCAACACGUUUCUGAGAAAUGUGGAUAAUUUGAUGUCGUGCUGCGUUCGUGGCUUUACUGCCAACAAGCAUGUGGACCUCUAUUGCCUGGCGAGCGUGCUCUUUUAUGGUUUUUUGCCAUCGGUCAAAGGGGUACCGGCGCUCAUAAAGAAAGAACUGCCGUCGCACAUAUCAUCGGAAUACACGCGCGUAAUAUGCAACGUCGGCAACUAUUUCAAAUCUUUCUCCGACACCGAAGCGCCCCCUGUCACGUCCAGCAAGCAACCCGAAUCCACGGCCAUAUCAAAUACCAAAAAGGAAGAGUACUACACCCUUUAUCCCGGUGCAUCCACUGGACGUUCUCUGGCUAAAGCUAAGAAGAUGGGCUUUGAUGAUCAUAUACUGUCUCCACUUUUUGUCAAUGCUGCCUUACGGCUGUACGGCAGGGUGUUGUCGACCCCCGAGAAUGUGUUUUUCUCAAGCGAAAAUACCAAAGGGGACUGUCAAUUAGAGCCAAUAGUUUCUCCCGAUUGCGUUACCUCAGCCUCCAAUAUUGCAGGCACCACGACAGCUUUUGUGAUCCUUAUAUGUUUUUUGUGCGACGAUGUGACUCUCCAGAGGUCUUCGGUGUCGUGUCUGUUUCACUUAUGCAGUGAUUCUGGCAGAUUUAUGGAUAUGUGCGGGUCGGUUCUGGCAGAUAGCUUGGUGAAACGCCUGGGCACGUUGCACUUUGUUGGUUCGGAGGACAUGGUAAAAGACUACUUGCGUUUAGUGGGUAACUUUUUACAAUCCCGAUCACACAAUAUCCUCUUUAACGCUUGGAAAAAAUCGGGGAGGUCUAACGAGCUCGUUGCAGGGCUUUUGCUUCAAAUAGAGGCAAAUCUGGACCGGCCUGGGUUACAAAGUGCUCUUUUGAAGCUGUUCAAUCGUCUGGUAGUGAUGGAGGUGUCAAUUUCGCGUGCACAGAAGACUUUGUAUGAGGUAUUUCAGGAAGUGUUCAUCAGGAUGUUAAAGGGCGCUUUAACUCCUUCCGCAAUGCGGCUUUCGUCUCGCGCAGUAGCCCAGUUUCUUACCAUUGUGCCAAUGGAAGAGUCUAAUCGGUCCAAAAGGUUCGGCUUACUUCUGAAGCAUGUUACAUCUUCCAUCUCGUUGGUCCGUUUAACGGUGUUGCAAUGCCUGCACCAGCUGUUGAAGAACCUAACGAAAAAGGGGAGUUGGAAACGUUACAGUGAGCUGGUCGGCGUGGGUGUCGCAAUGCAGCUUUUGAGCGAGUCCGACCUGCAAUGCAAGCGUGUCAUGGCCAACAUAAUAUCGCUAAUUUGGCGUGAAAGCCCUGUUGACCAAAAGCGAGGUUUGUUGGAGUGUCUCGCUUAUUUCUUGGGUAAUUCCUCUGGAUGUAAGGAUGCGGCGUACGCUUACUUCCUGUUUCACUGUUUGUCGAAUGAAACCAGCAUUUCUUGGAUACGCAAAAGUCGAGUUUUGGAUUUGUCGAGUGGCUUCCUUGGGUUGUUGGAGGACUUGAGUUGCGUCAAACCCAGUGGCCCCGAAUGGCAGGCGCCGUAUUAUUGGCUGCGGAUACUGUGCCACAUUUUAAGCAGCUGCCAAAACUUUGAUUUUUUGUUUGCAGUGAAGUGCAAUCCGCCCGCAGAUGACCCCACCUCGAUUGUUAUGAACAAGGUUUGGGUCUACACGAUCAAGUUUGGCGUUAGAUCCAGUCAUCCAUGGAUUCGAGCUGCAUCACUUCGAGUAUUGACGCUUGUAUUGAAUAACCGCGCUGCGUACGACAGCAUCCAAGGAGACCCAGAAUGCAACAUUUAUGGCAUAGCACGGCCCUGCCUGAAAUUGCUUUCCAUAGAGACCGGUAUGGUAGAACGACAUGAAAAGGUGGCAACAGCGUUAGAAUCAUGCCUGCAAGGUAUCGUCCAUCAGACGCUUUCGCGUGCUUCUAAGACCGAUUCGAGUAUCGCCCGAGUGGUAUCUAAGGUUUGCUAUAAUUUGCGCCUGUGUCUGGGCAAGUCUCGCCACUGCUGCCGACGCAUCGAUAUUUUGAUGUCGCUGCUUCGUGAGUACACAAGUAGCACGCGCGCGUUUGAAAGUUUUCUUAGGGCAACGUUGUUGCGUGUUAUGAUUGCAUUGACCCGCGCUACAAAAUGUGAUGUCUACAUUUCUCGAUCAGAAGGUGAAGAGAGUGUGUCAGACGAAGGAACAGCGGUUAAGCGCAGAUCAAUGGCUUCGGGAAUCGCAAGAGAGAUUUUGUCGACCAUAGAGUCUCAUUUCCGUUCGGUGAACGACAGCGGCGAAUAUUUGAAGCUUCUAAGUUUUGCUCAAGACUUCGUUUCGCGGCGGCGUAUUUUAAGGAUGUCUAAAACUUCGUCAAGCCAUGCCGGCGGUGGUCGGCGUGUGUCUAAGAAACGUAAGAGACAUCAAUGA
Molecule: messenger RNA, 7890 nt
Organism: Babesia bigemina
Lineage: Eukaryota; Apicomplexa; Aconoidasida; Piroplasmida; Babesiidae
Exons: 4
Coding region: 1-7890 (2629 amino acids)
Cellular component (GO): nucleolus; small-subunit processome; 90S preribosome
Source: RefSeq, a predicted model, not a curated record